GAGCUACUCCAUUACUUAAUUCUUUACAACCAUCACACCCCGCCCGACUCUCUUUAUCUGCAGUGCCUGAGAGAAAAAUGAACUACUUCAGCACAAAGAAAAGCAUCAUCAUCAUGGAUUUCUUCUGCGCCUACUUUCUCAUUCUAGCUGCCAUGAAUGUUGUGACUGAAGCUUCUAAGGAGUUCAAAGUCGGCAAUGACUUGGGUUGGCAGCAGCCUACUGCCGCCAACACUUCAACGUACACAGACUGGGCUGCUAGGAAGAGGUUCCACGUUGGAGACUCUCUCACUUUUGUGUACCAGAAUGAUUCAGUCCUUGAAGUGGAUAAAUGGGGAUACUAUCACUGCAACACGGAAACUCCCAUCUCGGCUUUCAACGACGGAAACACUGUUAUUGAACUUGACAGGCCAGGACCCUUCUAUUUCAUCAGCCGCAGUCAGGAACACUGCAAGAAUGGUCAGAGAUUGGAGGUUCUGGUGAUGGGUCAGCACCAUAGCUGGGACUCUCCGCCCUUGAUGGCAGCUCCGCCAGAAGCUGACAUGGCUCCCAGAGCACAUCUUAGUUCAGGAUUAGUAGUCACAGUGACAAUUAGUUUGGUCUUCCUGCCUCUCAUUUCCACAAUUCUGAUCUUGCUAGCAUGAUUAAUUAAUUUGUUGAUUUGGUCAUUGUUUUUCUUAGUUUUGAGAUAGUUACCCAACUGUUGUUCUGUCUCGUGUCCCAUGAAUUUUAUUUUUAUUUUGAGUCAUUCAUUAGGUCAUAAGAUGUGGAAAAUUAUUGGUUUUUUUAUUAUUUAAUUCCGCAUUUAAUUAAUGGUAGUUUUUAGU
Rubroshorea leprosula is the source of this 824-nucleotide messenger RNA. The record is from the annotation of a GenBank genome assembly. Lineage: Eukaryota; Viridiplantae; Streptophyta; Magnoliopsida; Malvales; Dipterocarpaceae.